AACACCAUCUUUUACACUAUUUUCCACCAUUACUUUUACCUUCUAUGUCACACUUAGUUUUUGAGUUUGCAUCAGCAAUCUGAAAAUUAUUGAUGAUUUCAUAAUAUACAACAAUGGUCUUAAGAGGACUCCAGAAAACUACAAUCAAAUGUUCAAAUUCAUGGUCACAAGGAUUGUUGGUUUUCAGCCAUGGAAGCACUCACAGAUGGACGCUUAAAAGAGGCCUUGCAAAGCUUGUAUAUUGAGCAUCCUGCGAGUGGAAACCUUCCCAAUAUCUAUGCACGUCUGUUGCAAGGAUGUAUCGACAUGAAAGCUCUGUCAGAUGGCAAGAGAAUCCAUACCCAUAUGAUCAAAUGUUGUUUUCAGCCGCGUACGUUCCUCUGGAACAGGUUAUUAGAAAUGUACGCCAAAUCUGGAAGUCUGACAGAUGCACGCCAAGUGUUUGACAAAAUGCCUGAGCGAGAUAUAUUCUCCUGGACUGCUAUGUUCGUUGGUUAUGUCAAGGAUUGCAACCUGAAGUGGGCACGUCAAUUGUUUGACGAAAUGCCUGAACGUGAUGUGGUUUCCUGGAACGCAAUUUUGGCUGGAUAUGUUGAGCACGGGGUUAAUGAAGAGGCAUUGAAUUUGUUUGGUUGCAUGCGGGACACCGGUAUUAAGCCAGACAAUUUCACAUUCACCAGCAUUCUGAGUGCGUGCUCAAGCCUUCAAGCUCUGGAACAGGGUAAGAAAAUACAUGGGACUAUAAUAAGACUUGGGUUUGAAACGUUUUUGCCCGUGAGCAAUGCGCUUGUAGCAAUGUAUGGGAGAUGUUAUAGCAUCGAGGAAGCAUGCCAAGUGUUUAAGAAAAUGCCCGUGCGGGCUGUGUUGUCAUGGGUAACUAUGAUUACAGCGCAUGUUCAAUGUGGAAACGUGGACUAUGCACGUGAAAUGUUUGAUAUAAUGCCAGAACAGAAUAUUGUUUCUUGGAAUGCAAUGCUUGCAGGAUAUGCUCAGCAUGGGUAUGGGGAAGAGGCUCUGGAUUUGUUUCGGACAAUGCAGAGGACAGGAAUGCUGCCAGACUGCAUUACUUUUGUGAGCCUUGUAAGUGCAUGUACUAGUUGUGAAUCUUUGGAGCAUGGCAAGCAAGUCCAUGCUCAUGUUAUCAAAAGUGGCUUUGAACAAUACGUACCUAUGGGCAAUGCAAUUGUUGGCUUUUAUGCUAAUUGUAAACAAAUAGAGGAUGCAAACUGUUUUUUCCAAACGAUGCCUAAUCGGAAUGUAGUUUCAUGGAACACAAUGAUUACUGGGUAUGUCAAACAUGAUAGAUUAGAGGAUGCUGAGCAACUUUUCCAUGAAAUGCCCACACGAAGUUUAAUCUCAUGGACUGCGAUGAUUGCAGGGUAUGCUCAGCAUGGCCACAGUGAGCAGGCCUUGAACCUUUUCAGUCAAAUGAAACUAGAAAGCAGCAAACCAGAUCAAUUCACUUUUGGCAGCAUUUUAAGUGCUUGUGCAAGCUUGUCAGUUUUGGAACACGGAAAACAGGUUCAUGGACAUAUUAUCCAAACUGGAAGUGAUUUGUAUGUGUCUGUAAAUAAUGCUGUUAUUACUAUGUAUGCAAAAUGUGGAAGCAUAGAAGAUGCCCAACAAAUGUUUAAGAGCAUGCCAGAACAAGAUACGGUCUCCUGGAAUGCAAUAAUUGCAGGAUGUGCACAGAAUGGAUUUGGGAAAAAAGCCCUUAAUCUUUUUGAACAGAUGCAAACGAUAGGCACAGUUCCGAACCAUAUCACCUUCAUUGGCGUUCUCUGCGCAUGCAGCCAUACAGGUUUGGUGGAAGAAGGUUGGCGUCAUUUCAUUAUGAUGAGUCGAGUUCAUUCCAUCAAACCAGAAGUAGACCAUUACACUUGUAUGGUUGACCUUCUUGGCCGUGCUGGGCAACUUGGUAAGGCAGAAGAACUUAUAAACAGCAUGCCACUUGAACCAGAUACCGGUGUAUGGGAGGCAUUGCUUGGUGCCUGCAAAAUCCACAAGAAUAUGCAACUUGGAAUGCGAGCAGCAGGAUGCCUGAUUGAGCUGAACCCACAAUGUGAAGCAACUUAUGUCUUGCUGUCAAAUAUAUAUGCUGCAAAUGGGAAGUGGGAUGAUGUAGCAAAAGUGAGAAAAAUAAUGAAAGAAAGGGGGAUAGCGAAGAAACCAGGUUGGAGUUGGAUAGAGAUCAAGAACAGGGUGCAUGCUUUUAUAGCCGGAGAUCGAUCACAUCCACAAACACAGGAGAUCUAUGAAACAUUGGGGAGAUUGACUGGAAAAAUCAAGGAAGUGGGGUAUGUGCCUGAGACAGAUAUUGUGUUACAUGAUGUCGAGGAAGGGCACAAGGAAGAAAAUCUGUCUUACCACAGUGAGAAGCUGGCUGUUGCAUGUGGUCUAAUUAACAUGCCAGAUUGGGUACCCAUAAGAGUUGUGAAGAAUCUCCGUGUGUGUGGUGAUUGUCACUCUGCCAUGAAGUUCAUCUCUAAAGUUGUACAGCGAGAAGUUGUUUUGAGAGAUAUCAAUCGCUUCCAUCAUUUUAAGAAUGGAUCGUGUUCCUGUAGUGAUUACUGGUGAUGCUAAGUUAAACAACAUAUUUCAACCUACUUCUAUUGCCAAGGUUAAGUUAUCUCAUCAAUUAGUUUAGAAGGAAUCAACUGAAGAUUUUGAUAUGGGAAGGCAGCAAUCUUAAAUUUCAAAUUGAAUGCAUAUGAAAAAAAAAGGAAACAAACACUAAAAAUUAUUUGAAUCUAAAUUACCUGAAAAACCCAGGAGUGUGAAACCAUGGCUCUAAAUUUAAACGUGUUUCUGACCAACAUAGAACCAAAAUCGAAACGAUGCUUAUAACAGACCAUCCUAGGUGUAAGCAUCAUGAAAAUGCUUAAAAUGUAAAUUAUAGCAAUGCUGGGAUUUGGAGAUCAUAAUUGCAGUUCUGGGAGUACUGUUCGCAGCAGAUAAUCACAAUUACAUAGCAAGCACACAGCACGAAGUCAGUAAGUGAAUAAACAUAACAAAUUAAUCAUAGUUGGAAUAGUAGGUGCACAGAGUGCUGAACUUAGGAGAACCUUCCUUUCAAUUUCCUAGGGUUCGCCGCAUAUUUUUCAACUCUAUGUUCAGAUGUAACAGAAGGAAAAGACGCAUUAAUCGCAGCCAUUGACUCUCUUUUUUCACUCCUUAGCAAAAUGUCUCGUGAAUGAAUAUGAAACAAUAUUAUCUCUGAAUAUGAAUGGAUUAGAGAGAAAUGCACCAACAUUACUCUAGUUCACUUUCUUAAUUCGACAUUUUACAAAGGUAAUUGAUCACGAAUAUUCUAAAAGCAUGCAAGUUUGUGCCAAAAUUUUAUAGCAAGGCAAGCAAAGAAAAAGGGCAAGUUUGUGUCAAAAGUGCAUUACAGUUUUGUUUCUCAGUCUCACAGGUUUGUUCAGUAAAAAAAUAAAAAUAGCAGAUGGGUUGCUCAGUUAACUACUGAUUACUUUUGUUUUAAGAAAAAGAAGUACGAUGAGCGAGAAGAGCAGAGGGUUCGAAUGAGCAUCGAGCGGGAGUGGGGAGUGCUUGGAAGGGGGGACGACGAAGAUGGCGACGGUGAAGACUGUUGUUGACGGCUGGGGAAAUUCUCCAGCUAUUGAGGAGGACAUUAAAUUAUUAGAUCUUUGGUUGGAUACGUGUAGAAGCGUUGGCUCUGCUGCUGCUUCUAAAAAGUUUGCGUGCAGGCAAGAGUCGUUGGGGACUUCGGAGGACGUCUUUCUGGGCUUCUUUGGCUCCUCACACCUUGCCUUGUGAAUAAGUGUGCUAUGUGAGGUGAGUUCAGGGUCUGUUGUGGGCUUCUUUCCUCUGGUUGCUCCUAGUGUGGCCUCCUCUUCCGGCGACGGCGGAUCUUGGUGGGUUGAACUCGGGCUUCUAUGGGGUUCGGCAUUCUGACGUGCUCCCUAUCCUUAUGGCUUGUGUAGGUUCUAUGUUUUCCCAGUCUGAGGGGACUAUCCUUCCAAAAUUGUUCCUUCAGCGUUUGCUCAGGAAGUACCAAAAUUCUUGACAAGAUUAUUGAUAGGUUGACAUCCAAGUGGUUGAAUGCUCUUGUUGGGGAGUCUUUAGGUGCUAUGCCAAAGGUGGAUAGUUUCAAAUCUUGGGCAAGGAGAGUGGAAUACAGAAGAUGUGAUGGAGAUGGUUGUUCUUUCCUUUCGCUUCAUCAUCAUCUCAUUCUCUCUUAUUGAUGAUGGUCUUCAAACCCUAGAGGGUGGUCCUUGGUUUGUUGGCAAAUUGUGUCUGUUCUCACAAAGUGGGAACCAGGUUUGGAUCUCUGCAGUGUUGGCUUUAAAAAAGUCUCAAUGUGGGUCAGACUUCCCGGCCUACUAUUAGAGUACUGGGAUGAAUGGGAUGAAGAUGUGUGGAAAACCAUACCUUGUUUCUGGGUGAUCUGAUAAUGUUUGAUGAGGUGACCAGAUCUAGAGAGUGUUUCCCAUAUGUUAGAUUUUGCGUCGACUUUGUGAUCGAGAAGCAAAUCACUUUUUUCUCAAAGCUCGGAGAAUGGGUUCAACAAAUUGAAUAUGAGGGGUCCCUUCAAUUGUCACAAGAUAGGACAUGUUAUUGUUGUGUGUAGUUUUUCCUUGGUGACCAUAGUUAUUCUAAGAAUCUACAAGCUCCUCCUUUUCCUAGUUUGGAGAUGGGAAAUGGAGAUUGUCUAAUUGUGGACAAGACAGACUCCUCUUUGAAUGUGAAAUGUAUUGGGAGAAGCAAAACUCUCUUCCUCAAAGCUCGGAGAAUGGGUUCAACAAAUUGAAUAUGAGGGGUCCCUUCUGAUGUGCCACAAUUGUCACAAGAUAGGACAUGUUACUGUUGUGUGUAGUUUUUCUUUGGUGACCAUGGUUAUUCUAAGAAUCUACAAGCUCCUUUUAUUCCUAGUUUGGAGAUGGGAAAUGGAGAUUAUCUAAUUGUGGACAAGACUGACUCCUCUUUGAAUGUGAAAUGUAGUGGUUCAAUUGAGGCUAUAGUUUGUGCUCCUCCUUUUGGCUCUUUGUCCUUUGGUAAGAAAAAUGAUGUAUCCUCCUCUUUGUGUUCAAGUGACCUUGCUAAUCCCAUCCAAAUGGAGUUUGAUUUGAAAAAAAUAUUUUAAAGCUAACUCAAAACAAAUCCUUUUAGUUUAAACCGCCAAAAGUGGUGGUCUUGUUCUUUGUUGGCUUCUAGCCAAUUGCUUUGUGGUUCUCUGUGUGGGGUGUUGUGGCUUCUUGUAGUGCUAUGACUCUUAGUGUUGUGUGUUGU
This is a messenger RNA of Cryptomeria japonica (Japanese cedar), 5253 nucleotides long. RefSeq names its product pentatricopeptide repeat-containing protein At2g22070. Gene Ontology annotation, biological process: RNA modification. The coding region runs from base 190 to 2577 and encodes 795 amino acids. NCBI's taxonomy places the organism in Eukaryota, Viridiplantae, Streptophyta, Pinopsida, Cupressales, Cupressaceae. The record is from RefSeq and is a predicted model, not a curated record. Gene Ontology annotation, molecular function: protein binding; zinc ion binding; RNA binding. The transcript is spliced from 2 exons.